Messenger RNA from Pocillopora damicornis (cauliflower coral), 1877 nucleotides. RefSeq names its product SAGA-associated factor 29. Gene Ontology annotation, cellular component: SAGA complex. Lineage: Eukaryota; Metazoa; Cnidaria; Anthozoa; Scleractinia; Pocilloporidae. The record is from RefSeq and is a predicted model, not a curated record.
CUAAAGGGUAUUGAACAGUAGCACAGUUAUUGCUACAUAUUAUCCCUAACCCUCUAACUUCCAAGAUCUGAUUGUUAAUUCUCCCCUCUGCCUUCUACACAUUUCCCUCCAGAUUGGUUAUGAGAAUCUGGCAUGUGAUAAAGAUAACAACAACUCCUUGAUAAGUUUGGGUGUUCUUGUUACCUGUUUGCUGGAGAAUGUAUGGAUAUUUUAGGGAGAAGGUUAUUGUUAAUCACUAGGCAAUAAGGAUCAAUGAGCAACGAACACAAAGUGAGCAAAACCUAUCGACCAUUGCAAAAACUCAUGAGAAGAUGAAGACAGAAGUUAAAGUAUCAUCUUACUUUAAAUCUAAGCUACGAGGCUUGUACAAAACAGCAGGAACAGAUGCAGAGACAGAAGUGGAGAUAAUCAAAAAGGCUUUGGACAAAAUAGCAAGCAUUAAGGCACUGAGAAAUGAUAGAAGGAUUGUGCGUGGUGGUAGCAGUCGACUUGGUAAUCAGGAAACAGGGGAACCAAGAAAAGUGAUGAGAAGAGGUGUGCUCAUGACAAUGUUACAGCAAGCUGCACUGCAGUUACCAAUGUGGAUGGGGAAAGCCUCUGAAACGCCCCCUCCUCUUUGUGGAUGCAUUCAAGCAGAACCUAAUUAUAUUGCCCAGCAAGGAGAUCAUGUUGCUGCACGUGUGCGCACACCUGACGGCGAAGAACAGUUGAUCUUGGCGGAAAUAGUGUCAUUUAAUCCUUCGUCAAACAAAUACGAUGUUGACGAUAUCGACGAAGAAGCUGGGAGAAGCGGGAAGGAACGUCAUCAUCUGAGCCGAAGACGUGUGAUACCGCUGCCCAAGAUGAAGGCAAACCCAGUAACCCACCCUCAAGCUCUGUUUCAAGCAGAUCAGAUUGUGAUGGCGCUAUACCCACAAACCACAUGUUUUUACAAAGCCGUAAUUCAUGAGCCUCCUUCAAGGCCUCAAGAUGACUACUCCGUGUCGUUUGAAGAUACUUCUUACGCGGAUGGCUUCGCUCCUCCACUAAAUGUGCCACAGCGAUACGUCGUGGCGUCCAAAGAGACGAAGAAAAGAUAACGUUAAGAACAUAUUGUAAAAAUUUACAGAAACACUCUGCUCUUAAACAUUGGGGUAUCCUUUGUGCCCUAAAAAUGGCGCUUUUGGAAGAUUACUGGCUUCUCUCUUAUCUUAGGUUUUCCGUCUUGUGCUAAGGCUUUGAUCUAAGGACUUACGAAUUUUAAUUCUUCCUGUUCAAGAGCUUUUCCAAAGCAACUAACCCUUUGGCCCCUAAGGGUGACUAGCUUCUAAUUUCUUCCCACACCACCAGCGGUGAAUCAGACGUUAAGGUCCUGAGAGUAAACGAAAUGAUCACCAACAAAAGAAGCACGUAAUUGUCAAACAAAUUCUCCUUGUAAGAAUCAUAAGAAAUGCAUAUGGAGCAGUAAAGAGAGUAUACAUAUUGAUGAAAGGGCAUGAUAAGUGAAUCGAUACGGCCUAGAGAAAUCUCGUUUACAUCUACCUGCUGAUACCACAAACCAACUAUGUAGAUUUGUUGCAAGAGUUCAAAGGUGUUGCAAAAGGAAAAAAGGACCAUUUUGUUGUCGACCGACAUAAAUGGAACCCAGAGGUUCUAACUAGAAAUGGAUUAACAUUUUUACUUUUUAUUGUACGUGAGAUUAAAACUAAAAAAAAAUUGAAAGGGUUAAAUAAUGCACUUAGUAUAGGAGCAGUUUACCAUUAAGUGUCAAGUGACUUUUCACGCUUGUAUUUAUUUUAGAAAGUAGCAUAGUUUGUUGUAAUUUAAUCAAUACUUUUAAACUAAUCUUUAUUUUACACCUAUCAGCUACGAUAAAAUAUACAGUUAAAUAUCAACAA